UUGAAAGACGACAAAAUGCAGAUAGAAUAUAUAAUGUACUUAUCAAUAAUGAAGACAACGAGAAACGCAUUAAAAAUCUUCCUCGACAAUCAAUUUCGGAUCCACUAUGGGAUCAAUUUUUUAACGGGUUUAAGUUCUAUUAAAAUGAAUUAUAUUGUCCUUUAUUAUUUUAUCAGAUGUAGUUAGUGUGACAUAAAUGUAAAAUAUUUAUAUAUUAUAUAUUUUCUUUCUUUUGUUAUAAUGUAAAUUUCCCUUCAUUGAAAUAAUGUAAAUUAUAUAAAUUAUAUAA
Molecule: messenger RNA, 289 nt
Organism: Rhizophagus irregularis DAOM 181602=DAOM 197198
Lineage: Eukaryota; Fungi; Glomeromycota; Glomeromycetes; Glomerales; Glomeraceae
Source: RefSeq, a predicted model, not a curated record